AUGGGGGCGUUUAGAAACUACUAUAAAAGUAAUGGAAUCAAGCAUGAACGAUCUGUUCUGAAGACUCCUCAGCAUAAUGGCAUAGUUGAGAGAAUGAACAGAACAAUGUUAUCUCAUGCCAAGCUGCCCAAAAGUUUUUGGGGUAAAGCCUUGACGACUGCAGUUGAUCUAAUCAACCUUUCUCCUUCAGCACCUUUGAAUAGUGAUGUCCCGAACAAGUUCUGGUCGGGAAAAGAUGUUUUCUACAAUCAUUUGACAGUUUUUGGUUGUAGAGUUUUUAUUCAUAUUCCUAAAGACGAAAUAUCCAAGCUCGACAUGAAGUCGAAAGAAUGUAUCUUUGUAGGAUAUGGGAAUGAAGAAUUCGGUUAUAGGUUAUGGGAUCCUGUAGCUAGAGAGAUUAUUAGAAGUAGAGAUGCUGUCUUCUUUGAAGAUUAG
Prunus armeniaca (apricot) is the source of this 435-nucleotide messenger RNA. The record is from the annotation of a GenBank genome assembly. NCBI's taxonomy places the organism in Eukaryota, Viridiplantae, Streptophyta, Magnoliopsida, Rosales, Rosaceae.